AAUGAAUUAUGUUACAGCUUCUCUAAAGGAUUUAUUACCAUCAAAUUAAAAGGCUGUGAUUAAGUUCAAAAUAACCCCUGCUAAGAAAAUAGACUCAAUCUGUUAAUGCAAUUAAAAAACCUGCAUGAUAUGUUCUCGUAAAAGAUCAUCAUCUAUGCUUUCAUUAAAAUCAAUUAAAAACUCAGUUGUUGUUGAUGAAAAUUCUCCUGGACUUAAAAGAACAGAAAAUAAAAACAAUUUUGUAAUACAAUCUAGCCUUCUUUCUAAGUAACUCUCAAGAUAAGUAUCUAACCAUCAAAUCCAAAAUUAAUUUUACAAUGGAAAAAUCAAUUAAGAAUCAAAAGGUAGCACAAAUUCAACUACUUGGAUAAUGACAAAUUCUCAUUCUCGAAAAAUAUCGGUAGAUAGUCCGAUAAAGGAAAUCUAAUAAUAAAGUCUAAAUACAAUGGGAAUAGGAAGACAUUCUUUUAAAUUUUUAUAUGUAGUAGGUAAGGGAGGAUUUGGAAAAGUAUGGAGAGUGGAAAUGAAGUCAAAUAGAUAAGAAUUUGCUUUAAAAGAAAUGUUAAAAACCAAGUAUUAAUAUAUAAAAAUUUAGGAUUAUAUCUAAAAGAUCAGUAAAUUCAGUCAUGAAUGAGAAAUUCCUAUUAGAACAUUUGAAACAUCCUUUUAUAGUGAAUAUGCAUUAUGCAUUUUAGGACAGAGAAAAUCUUUAUUUAGUAUUAGAUUUAUUAAGAGGAGGUGAUUUAAGAUAUCAUAUAGGUAGAAUGAAAAAGUUCUCUGAAGAAUAAACAAGUAUUUAAAUAAUAAAGACUAGAAUUUUUUGCUUGUUGUAUUUUAUUGUCAUUACAAUAUUUACAUUAGCAUGGAAUUAUCCAUAGAGAUGUCAAACCUGAAAAUUUAGUAUUUGAUAAAGAAGGAUUUCUAAGAUUAACAGACUUAGGAGUAGCUCGUUUAAAUAAAGAUAGUGUGGCUAAUGAUACUUCAGGUACUCCUGGAUAUAUGGCACCUGAAGUUAUGUGUAGAAUGGAGCAUUCAUUUCCUGUAGAUUAUUAUGCAGUAGGUGUAAUUGUUUAUGAACUUUUAAUGGGUAAGAGACCUUAUAAUGGGAAGAAUCGUUAAGAAAUUAGAGAAUAAAUAUUGGCAAAAUAAAUAUAAAUUAAAGAAAAUACUCCAGGAAUAACAAAUAAGGCUAUUGAUUUUGUUAAUAAAGUAUAUAAAAACUAUAUAAUAUUAGUUAUUGAUAAGAAAGCCUUAAUAAAGACUUGGAUUUAAUGGAAUUGAUGAGAUUUUAAAUCAUUCUUGGUUACACAAUUUUCCAUGGGGGAAGCUUCUAAAUAAAGAAAUCAGAUCUCUCUAUGUACCUGGAGUAUGUUAUAUAAAUUAAGUAGAGUAUCGAUGGCAAUUAUGAUUUUUAAAGUUAGAUCUCAGCUGAUAGUGAACCUUCAGAAGACAGUUCAAUGGUAUUAAGAAGGAAGAGUGUAUAAGGAUUAUUUGAAGGAUACAAAUUCUAAUGA
Molecule: messenger RNA, 1514 nt
Organism: Paramecium pentaurelia
Lineage: Eukaryota; Ciliophora; Oligohymenophorea; Peniculida; Parameciidae
Source: the annotation of a GenBank genome assembly